CGUCUUGGUUUUGGAAUGACGAUUUUUCUAUCGUUUAUGGUCUUGAUGCUGCAAGUAAGCAGUAUUUUACCAGAAAACUCCAAAAAUGUUUCCGCUGUAGGGAAAUACUUUCUACAGCUGAUGUGCAGCAGCUUUGUAGCUGUUUUUAAUUCUGUUGUUUUGAGUUAUUUUGGCAGUAGAUCAGAAAUUCCCCAACGCACAUGUCCACAGACUUCUAUUCAGCCUACUUCAGAUGACAGUUUUUGUAAAAAAGACCAAGUCAUUGAUUUCAACGACCAACAAGAAGUAACAGGCGAUACCAAACAGGAACCAUUAGAGCAGCACGAUAACACAACAAAUUACUGGAAGAUUAUUGCAUAUCAAAGGCUGAUGAAAUAUUUUAGACCUUUACAAAUAUUUGAUUUGGUUACUUUACUCUCCUGUUUCAUAACUACAGUAUGUGCACACGUUGAGCUGUUUAAUGUCAUGAAUAUUAAUACAUGCUCUAAUGUGGAAUAGAAAAGGCAGGACAUGAGUUCCAGUAGUGCAAUAUUCAAUGUUCAUUAUAAACUUCUUCAGUCUCCAUGUGUGCAUAAACUUGUU
Messenger RNA from Mytilus trossulus (common blue mussel), 582 nucleotides. RefSeq lists its product as uncharacterized. Gene Ontology annotation, cellular component: membrane. Bases 16 to 498 code for a protein of 160 amino acids. The transcript is spliced from 2 exons. Lineage: Eukaryota; Metazoa; Mollusca; Bivalvia; Mytilida; Mytilidae. Gene Ontology annotation, biological process: monoatomic ion transport. The record is from RefSeq and is a predicted model, not a curated record.